Messenger RNA from Exophiala dermatitidis NIH/UT8656, 1473 nucleotides. RefSeq lists its product as uncharacterized. Gene Ontology annotation, biological process: endosome transport via multivesicular body sorting pathway; protein transport; late endosome to vacuole transport. Bases 562 to 1242 code for a protein of 226 amino acids. The record is from RefSeq and is a predicted model, not a curated record. NCBI's taxonomy places the organism in Eukaryota, Fungi, Ascomycota, Eurotiomycetes, Chaetothyriales, Herpotrichiellaceae. Gene Ontology annotation, cellular component: multivesicular body; ESCRT III complex. The transcript is spliced from 2 exons.
CGAUAAUAAUCCACCGUCCACCGUGACCAUCAUCGCUGCGGUGUCUGCCGCUGCACCGCCAGAGCAGCCUCAGGCGUCAGUGCCAUCAUACCCCCACCAUACCUAACUUGAAUAUACCUGCAGUGAGUGUAUCGGGUACCUCAGGCUUAGGCUGACCCUUACCACCAACACCACCGCAAGCACAGGUACUAUACAACAAGCAGUGCCUUUGUGCAGACUACGCAGUCCGGCUACCAAGCAACCUGCAGGCGCAGCUUUUACAUUUUCCUUUGCGCUGCGCUACCCGUUCACGAGUCCAUCUUUAACCAGUUGUUCCACAAACGCCCGAUCCAGUUUGGACCAACUAUUUCCAUUCAUACAAGACUGCUCUACCAUCUACUGCGCUACUCACCAAUACCACCUGCCACUCGCCGGGCUUGAAACGGGCAGCGCGCGUCACCCUAAUCAUGGGUCGGUAGUCACUCGCGAAGAGAGAUUGAGGCUGAGAAAGCCUGCACCCCGGACACAGGCAGAUGUGACUUCGCGCGUCUAUUCGAAUCAUCUCCAAUCACCAUCAUCAUAAUGCAAUCCUUAAAGGCUGUUUUUUUCAAGCCGGAUCCUCAGGAACAGAAGCGCAAAUGCGACAAUAUCAUCCGCAAGAAUGUUCGCGCUCUAGACCGGGACAUCAACAAUCUCAAAGUUACAGAGCAAAAGACGAAGAGUCUCAUCCUUAAUGCCUCGAAACGAGGUCAGAGAAACCCGUCGCAGGCGAAACAAGGCGCAGAGGAAGCACGGAUAUUCGCCAGAGAGUUGAUCAGGGUCCGGAAACAGGCGGCCAGAUUACACACCAGCAAAGCACAGCUGCAAAGUGUGCAGAUGCAAGUCAAUGAGGCUUUCUCCGUCCGCAAAAUCGAAGGCAGUCUCAAGGCCAGCACGGGCAUCAUGAAGGAUGUCAACACGUUGGUCCGCUUGCCCGAGCUGACGGGCACGAUGCAAGAGCUCAGCCAGGAGUUGAUGAAAGCAGGGAUCAUUGAAGAAAUGGUCGGUGAUGUCCUGCCGGAUGAUCAGCUGUUGGAAGGAGAAGACGAAGAGGCCGAGACGGAAGUGGACAAGGUGUUGGGCGAGGUGCUCAAGGGCAAACUGGCCACUCCGGCACACCAGGUACCGCAACUUCCUGCCGAGGAAGAGGAAGAGGAGAACAUCGAGGACAGAGAGGCCGAAUUGGAGCAAAUGCGAGGAAGGCUGGAAGCCUUAAAGAGCUAGGAUAUGUUAUACGACGACAAUAUGAUGCAUGUUACAACUUUGAUGGGAUUUCUCGUGCCUGCAGGCAGGGCUGGGCUACAUGACAUUUAGGAUGCCAUCAGGGGCUGUAUACACGUUCGGCCUCGUUUGCUAAAGCCGAUGGCGCCCAUAUCAAGACUUCUACUAUCGUUAGAGUGCCCUGCCUAUACGCAGCCCACCACUGCCAUAGAGGUUCAACUGUAUGCGUGCGUG